Messenger RNA from Cuscuta epithymum, 3390 nucleotides. Lineage: Eukaryota; Viridiplantae; Streptophyta; Magnoliopsida; Solanales; Convolvulaceae. The record is from the annotation of a GenBank genome assembly.
ACACUGAGAACAUUGAACACACAAAAUACACCCAAUAUAUGAGCUAUACAUUUGUUUGUUCAAACGAAAAACUCUGUCAACUUUCUGAUAAAACUCUCUCAGUUCUACCCUUUGUUCCAGUUCACCGGUUUAACCUAUUGUGUGCUCAAUAGAGUUGUUUGUUUGUCAUCGUAUAAUGAGAAACCGACGCUGCAAUGCUCCUAAUAACACCGUGAAGAGGCAUCAAAUUGGUUUAAGGACAUUAAUUGUGUGUGGCACAAACUUUGGUUGUCCCUUUGUUUGAUAUGUUUUUCUGUCCUAGAACAACGACAAUUCUAUCUUCUGUUCCUUCGGAUAAACUUUUUUUUCCGGAAAAUAAAACACUUUUUCUCUACAAAAGUAUGCUCAUAACUAUUAUGAAUACAAUUAUAAUCAAUUAAAGUUGCUAAAUCAUAUCUAUUUUCAUAAAUAUUGUUUUAAUUACAUUAUACGAAAAAAUUUCAAAUUUAUAUUAGCAAUUAUAUUAUUUAAAAUUCACGACUUUGGGAGGUAUAUUUCUAGUGUUGUUUUACUUAAAAUACUACAUACCACGUACAAUUUAUCUUUGUACUUCGUAUAAAACAUACGGUCAAUGGUACUAUGCCAUAAUUCGUUCUAGAACGGUAAAUUCCAUCUUGGAUAUUUAAAAUGUGAAAAUUUUAAAUUUAUGAAGGUAUGCUAGUAAACCGUCUUCAUUAAAUUUAUGAAGGUAUGCUAGAUUUAUAUAUUUUAUCUUUCAAAUCUCUUGUCAAUUUAUUUUUUAACUUUUGGAUUGAUAAAUUCAUUUAACAUUAGGGAAAUUUACCCAAAUAGGAGCAAUUAAAUUCUUAAUUGUCAAAAUAGGACAAUAGUUUAAAAAUUCCUCAAAUAGGAGUUAAUAUUUUUAGUUAGACAUAAACACCCUUGGAGCUUGGAAAACAGAAAUCUGCUGACAGAACUCAAACCGCCGCCGGUCGCCGGCCUCAAAUAGGAGUUUUAAAACGUCUCACAAUUAAAAGUGUUGUUUCUAUGAUGACACAACUAAAAGUAAAAGAAAUCAAUACCAAGAAUUAAGGACGUUUUCUUCCGAAUUGUUUUAGGUCCUAUACUAUUUCAGAUCAUAUCAGAUUAGAUCAGACAUAAAAAGACCAAACCAGAUUAGAUCGAACUAGAAUUGAACAAUUAUAAAACAUACAUAGACCAAACAUUUAUCAGAUUAGAUCAGUUCAGACUAAAUUAGAUCAGACUUAAACACAUCAAAUUAGAUCCGAUCACACAGCAAAUUAACGUCCACUAGAAAAAAUCCUAACCAUCAAAUCUAACACAAUUACGAAUUGCUGUCACAACACCACAAGGACUAAUAUAAAUAUAUUAAUCCUAAAAAUACCGAAAAUACAUUCAAUUAUACUAGUACACGGAGACGGAGUACUAGUCUGAUUAAAAUACAACGAAAAGUCAAGUAUCCUGGUCAAAAAAAUCUGACUUGUACGGUUGUGGUACCUUUGAAAAGUCAACGUCCCAUUCCAUAGCAAAUUCUUUUCCUGCCUACUCCCCCGCACACUAUAUUACUGGCUUCAGCCUAAGCCGCAAAACCAAUUCAAGCCAUGGCGUCCCUGAGCUGCGCCGCCGAUCAGCUCGCUUCACUUCUUGGACCCAACACCACCAACGCCUCCGCCGCCGCUUCCUACAUAUGCCGGCAGUUUUCCGACGUCUCCGAUGCUUUCGUCGUUACCGGUUACGCCGUUGACUCCACUUAUCUCCUCUUCUCGGCUUACUUGGUCUUCUCUAUGCAGCUCGGCUUCGCCAUGCUCUGCGCCGGCUCAGUUCGCGCCAAGAACACCAUGAACAUCAUGCUCACCAACGUCCUCGACGCCGCCGCCGGCGGACUCUUCUACUACCUUUUCGGGUUUGCCUUUGCCUUCGGAACCGGAGAGAAAUCCAACGGCUUCAUCGGAAAUUACUUCUUCGGCUUGAAGGGUAUCCCUGACGCUGACGCCGGGAUGGAUUACGCUAAUUUUCUGUACCAGUGGGCUUUCGCCAUAGCCGCCGCCGGUAUAACGAGCGGCUCAAUUGCCGAGCGGACCCAGUUUGUGGCUUAUCUGAUAUACUCUGCUUUUCUUACCGGCUUUGUUUACCCGGUCGUCUCUCAUUGGUUCUGGUCCGUAGACGGGUGGGCCAGCCCGACCAAUAAUUCAGAUCUCCUGUUCGGAUCCGGAGUCAUUGAUUUUGCCGGGUCAGGAGUCGUUCACAUGGUGGGUGGAGUAGCCGGAUUAUACGGCGCAAUAAUCGAAGGCCCGAGAAUCGGCAGAUUCGAUCGCUCGGGUCGAUCCGUGGCUCUACGCGGUCAUAGCGCGUCAUUAGUUGUUCUGGGCACGUUCUUGUUGUGGUUCGGGUGGUACGGGUUCAAUCCCGGGUCAUUUACCAAAAUACUGGUCGCCUAUCCCGGCGGCGGCUUCUACGGCCAAUGGAGUGCGGUGGGACGCACCGCCGUCACCACUACGUUGGCCGGCUGCACUGCCGCCCUCACCACCUUGUUCGUGAAAAGAAUUUUGUCGGGACAUUGGAAUGUCACCGACGUGUGCAACGGGCUCUUGGGCGGGUUCGCGGCAAUCACCGGCGGGUGCGCCGUUGUGGACCCGUGGGCGGCGAUCAUUUGCGGGUUCGUGGCGGCGUUGGUGUUGAUUGGGUUUAAUAAGCUGGCGGAGAAACUCAAAUACGACGACCCAUUAGAGGCGGCGCAGCUGCACGGCGGCUGUGGGGCUUGGGGGAUUAUAUUCACGGCGUUAUUCGCGAAGGAAAAGUACGUUAAUGAGGUUUACAGGCCGGGCCGGCCUUACGGGUUGUUUAUGGGCGGUGGCGGGAAGCUUCUUGCGGCCCAUGUGGUCCAGAUUUUGGUUAUCUUCGGAUGGGUAAGUGUCACAAUGGGUCCUCUUUUCUACGCUCUACAUAAAUUGAAUCUGUUGCGGAUCUCGGAGGAGGAUGAAAUGUCGGGUAUGGACUUGACCCGACAUGGAGGAUUUGCUUACGUGUAUGAUGAUGAAGAUCAUGACCAAAGGCCCGGUGGAUCCAGAUGAGGAAAAUUGAACUUCGUUUUCAAGUUUGAACUUGGCAAAAAGUCCCAACCCCAUUUUUAUUGUAAAGAGCAAAAUGAGAACAAUUCGUUUUCUUUUCAACUUUUUGAGUUUUAAGGAUUGUAAAGUUUCGAUGACUUAUCUGUUUCGUUUUAAAAAUUUGGAAUAAGUAGCUCGCAUCUUAGCUGUCAUAUGAUCGGGACGAUGUUUAGCGGAUGAGUUUGAUGAGAACGUAUAAUUGUUGUUUGGUUUAUUCAUCUUGAGAAGAGACUUUAUCUUUCGUCCCAAUUAUUUAAAUACAUUUCAUAAGUUUAGAAUUUCA